Messenger RNA from Megalopta genalis, 1054 nucleotides. RefSeq lists its product as uncharacterized. The record is from RefSeq and is a predicted model, not a curated record. Gene Ontology annotation, cellular component: sno(s)RNA-containing ribonucleoprotein complex. Gene Ontology annotation, biological process: ribosome biogenesis; box H/ACA snoRNP assembly; pseudouridine synthesis. Gene Ontology annotation, molecular function: RNA binding. NCBI's taxonomy places the organism in Eukaryota, Metazoa, Arthropoda, Insecta, Hymenoptera, Halictidae.
CAUAUAUAUGCAUGAUGCUAUGCACGCAUGCGUAGUACAAGAUAGAUGUGAAACGUAUGUGAAGAUAUCUAAUUGUGAUUAAAAUCUGAAAAGAAUAUACGGAUUACAAUGGCAACAGACAAGGUUAUAACCGAAGAAGUUACAGCAAGUAUUUCGUCCAACGAAUCUAAGGAACAAAUAUCAAAGAAUGAUGAUAAUGCAAAUGUCCUACCUUUGAAAGAGGUAGAAAUGAAAUCUUAUAGAAGUAAAGAUAAAGAGUCAUCAAGCGAAGAAAGUAGCGAAGAAAGUAGUAGUGAAGAUGAACCUAGUAUUAAAACUGAACCACCUACUCCUAAAAAUAAUAAUAAUGAUAAAAAUAUACAACAUAUGGGAAUCAGAAAGAAAAGAGGCAUUAAAAGUGAAUGCGAGAACUUACCACCUGUAGAAGAUAUAAAAAUUAGUAUGCCUGAAGUAUUAUGUGAUCCAGUAGGAAAGGUUGCAUGGAUGGUUGACCAAUUAGUAGUUGUCCAGCCGAAGCUAGAGAAGCCAGCUUUAGAUUUAGAUACAAUCUUAUUUGUUGAUAAAGGGAAAAGGGCAUUGGGUAAAAUAUUUGAUGUUUUUGGAACUGUGAAUGCACCCUAUUACUGUGUCAGGUUCAACAGUGCAGAACACAUUCAACAAGCUAACAUUAAAGUUGGCAUGGUUGUUUAUUAUUGUCCAAAUACAGCACAUACAUCUUUAAUACCAUUGUUUCAGUUACUAAAAAUAAAAGGCGUAGAUGCAACUCCAUCUGAGACACCACAAUUUUCUGAUGAUGAGAAAGAGAUGGCUUAUUACGGAAUAAAAAACCCAAUGCAAUCAAUUGAGUUACCAGACGCAGAUGCAAAUUCAGAUGGAGCCCCGGAAUUGCCUGCUGAUGAGGAAAACCAGCCUUCUUCUGAAAAAAUAGAACAAAAGGAACAAUCUUCUAAAAUGGAUGCAAAGGAUCUAUGAAGAUGGCGUCUACAUUCCACACAAUCUAUUUGUUGAUUUAAACUGUAAACUGAAAAUAUAGAAAUAUGAUUUAAUAAGGAAA